Apus apus (common swift) is the source of this 3475-nucleotide messenger RNA. RefSeq names its product chromobox 8 (gene CBX8). Bases 50 to 1135 code for a protein of 361 amino acids. Lineage: Eukaryota; Metazoa; Chordata; Aves; Apodiformes; Apodidae. The transcript is spliced from 5 exons. The record is from RefSeq and is a predicted model, not a curated record.
GUCUGGGCUGCGCUGGCGGUGCCUGUGUGCUGCGAGCGGCCGCGUAAACAUGGAGCUCUCGGCCGUCGGGGAGCGCGUCUUCGCGGCCGAGGCCCUUCUCAAGCGCCGCAUCCGCAAAGGGCGCAUGGAAUAUCUCGUAAAAUGGAAGGGCUGGUCUCAGAAGUACAGCACUUGGGAACCCGAGGAAAACAUCCUGGAUGCUCGGCUGCUUGCAGCCUUUGAGGAGAGGGAGCGAGAAAUGGAGCUAUACGGGCCCAAAAAGCGAGGCCCCAAGCCCAAAACGUUCCUGCUAAAGGCCCAGGCAAAAGCAAAAGCCAAAACCUAUGAAUUCCGCAGUGACUCGUCCAGAGGGAUCCGGGUGCCGUAUCCUGGCAGGUCCCCCCAGGAGCUGGGCUCCACAUCCCGAGCUAGGGAAGGACUGAGAAACAUAGCCCUGGCUCCCCAGGGCAGCUCCAGCACCAGCACCCCCAAGGGAGAUGGCAUCCGGGACCGGGUGAUCCGAGUGGAGGAGAAACCUGGGGAGACCCCCAAAAAGAGAGGCCCGAAGCCCCGGAAGGAGCUUUACAAGGACCUGGCGGAGACUCUGGAUGCCUCCAAGAGGAAACUGGGGGAGCCGGGGGACAAGGUGGGGGACUACCUGAAGGCCAGGAAGAUGGAGGAGGCGGCGGCAGGAGCGGCCAAGUUUGGCUCGGGACACAGCGUCAUCCAGCUGGCCAGGCGGCAGGACCCCGACCGCCCCGCCACCCUGCCCGGCCCCAACCGAGCUGAGGUGGGUGCCAAGCUGGGACCCACAGAGACCUUCCCUCCUCGGCUGGCCAAGCACCGGUCCGACUUUCUGGACACAAAGGGGCAGGGGGGUCUGGACCCUGGUGGGCCCAAGCUCCUGCACAGUGCAGUGAGCCCCGGUGCUGUGGGCAGCCUGUACCGUGACGGCAUGGGGGGCCAGGCGGGACGGCCCUCCCUCAUCGCCAGGAUCCCUGUCUCCAGGAUCCUGGGGGACCCCGAGGAGGAAUCCUGGAGUCCCUCUCUCAACAACCUGGAGAAGGUGGUGGUAACUGAUGUGACCUCUAACUUUUUGACCGUCACCAUCAAGGAGAGCAGCACGGACCAAGGAUUCUUUAAAGAGAAGCGAUGAGUUUGUUGGCGGUGGUGCUGGGGUUUUCUUCAGUCAGAUCCAGACAAAAGCUUGGUUAUAGCUUGGUGGGCCUUUUUUUUUUUUUUUCCCUUUUUUUUUUUAUUUCUUUUUUUUCAAUUUUUUUUCUGCCCUGGAGAGGAUUUAGAAACUGUCUUAAAUUCAUUAACUCUUUUUUUUUUUUCCCCACAUCUUACAUUUUGUUGGAAAGAUUAUCUCUAGAGUUAUAUUUUCUAUUAGAUGUAAAUAUGUUAUUUAAGAAAAAAAUGCUUAUAUAUAUAUCUAUAUAUAUAUAUUUCAACUCUGAGUUGUUUUAUUUAAAUAGAGACAACAGUGACUGCUCAGUUGCUCUUAGAAAGGACAAUAAAACUGAGAACUAACAGAGUUAAUGCAUCUGUUGCAGGAGCCGGUGUACAUAACGAAUGAUGUUCAUAGCUAAUUAUGUUCCGGGGUUGUUUUUUUUAACUAUUAUUUUUCAUAUGAUGCUAAGGAUGGUGGAGGGGGAAGUGUUACUCCCUCGGAGGGCAAAGUGCCCUGAUUUCUUGAUUGUGAUAGAAGGUGUUGCUUGUACAAUCAAGUGUGCUGUAUCCAGAACUGUUGCCCUUGACAGUUGAAGUACGCACUUGAAUUUCCAGUGUUGUUGGGGAGGGGGCGUUUCCAGUCUAACAAAAAAAAUAAUGUUGCUACAAAGUUGGAGUGGGAAAAGCAGAAAUCCAUAAAAAGGCUAAAACUGUUCUAGAGGAGUAUUAACUUGAAUUACCUUUUCUUGUGGAAGAAGAGGAAGUUUGUGUAUGUAAGGUUCCUGAGAGGGGUGAUACUGAAAUGCACUUUAAUAGAGUUGUAGCAGUUGUGGGAGAUGGGACUGAGCUGAGAAUCUGUUUUCAUUUUGUCUGGUCGUUUCAUUUUGUUCCCCCACCCACUUAGAAAAAAACCAACAAACAACAAAAAAACCCCCUCUGUUUACAUUCCUGAAAUGCCAGAGAGGUUUAGGAGGGUAACAUGUCACUGCCCAUAUUUAGAUGCUUUAUACUGCUAUAGAAAGUGAAUUAUUAAUUCCCCCCCACCCCAAAACACAGUUCACUUCAGGCUGUUGGAAGACUCCAGAUGAAGUGUUUUGUAAUAUCCACAUCUCUGACAAGUCCCAGAGCCACCUUUAUGCAUUCAGAGACAAUAAAUAUUUCCCUUUUCUUAUGCUGGUUAAACAGUAGCCAAGAGGCAAAAUAUUCCUGUGCAGGAGCAGCCCUGCUGACUCUGGAGGCUUUUUUGAGUUACUUCUCUUGGCUUGGCAGGACCCUGCAGUUUUCCUCCCCAGGCCUGGGCAGGGCAUAACUGGGGGGUUUUGUGGCACUGAACGAAGUGCAGCAGCUGUGGGGGAGCUGUGGGGUUGCAGCCUGACCUGGGUGGAGAGCAGGUCCUUCCCUUGUUUUGUGAUUUCGGUUGUGGUGGAUCAGUGUCCCCAUCCUGAUGCCUUGGUCUGAGCAUCGCUUUGGGUUGGAAAGCACAAAUCUGUCUGGCAGCACCUGAGGGCUGGGCCUGGGCCAGGUCCCCUCAUCCCUCCAGCCAUUGCUGGUGGCCCCAGCUGAGCUCCCAGCGGCUCCUGGUUCAGGGGAUGAAAGCACAGGGGGAGCUGACAGUGGGGAGGGGACUGGGGCAAGGAGCAGCCCCUGCUCUUAGGCCCACCUGUGGCUACCCCUUGCUCAGUCUCCCUCCCCAUCCCUUUUUUGGGACUCUGUCAGAUGGCCUGACAGGGGAUGCUCUUAUUGACUGUACAAAGGGAGCCAUGGCUGUGAGUUCUGGAUUUUGGGUUUUGUUUGUUUUUCUUUUCUUUUUUUUUUUUAGGCGUAUUUUGUAAAAUUGAGGUUUUUAACUUGGUUUGUAUGAAGAACCAAUGUGCUGGUGUUAGUGCCAGGGGCAGCUGACACAGGACACACGUGUUGUUGGAGGGAUGAUGAUGGGCCUGAGCUGCCCAUCUUCCUGCUGCCGUGCCAGGGCUGGGCUGUUCCUCCCCUUGCAGCAGAGCCCGGGGCCGCGCUCCAGCCGCCGGGACCGGCCGGCGUUCCCUGGCUCCAGCCCCCUGGGCACCUGUGUGUCCAGACACACAUAUGGAGCAAAACAUACAUGUGGGUGUAUAUGUGUGUAUGUAUAUAGCGACGUAUAUACUGAGUGUGUGUGUGUGGGGGUGUGUGUGUGUGAAUUAUUUAAAUCUAAGACUUGUACAAAACCCAAUUUGGCUAAAUCUCAGUCUCAGAAGUGAAGCUUAACUACGUGUCUUCUGCCAGCUGUGAAUGUCCGUAUGAGACCUGCUUUUUAUGUCUGUUUAAAUAUAUACUUUGUAAAUAGAAA